Lottia gigantea (owl limpet) is the source of this 315-nucleotide messenger RNA. RefSeq lists its product as hypothetical. The transcript has a single exon. Gene Ontology annotation, molecular function: protein binding; transmembrane-ephrin receptor activity. The coding region runs from base 1 to 315 and encodes 104 amino acids. NCBI's taxonomy places the organism in Eukaryota, Metazoa, Mollusca, Gastropoda, Lottiidae. Gene Ontology annotation, cellular component: neuron projection. The record is from RefSeq and is a predicted model, not a curated record. Gene Ontology annotation, biological process: axon guidance.
AUGAUUGUUUCAGAAAUUUAUUUAAAACUCUUUGUUUAUUUCAGGCCACACAAUUUCAUUGACCCAAAUAUUCCUGAUAUGACCCAGUUUACAAGUGUUGAAGAAUGGUUAAUUUCUAUCAAAAUGGAACGUUAUAUAGACAAUUUCAUACAUGCUAACUAUUUCACCAUGGACCAAAUAUCACGUAUCACCGUCAAAGACUUAAUUAAUCUCGGCAUAAACCUUGUUGGACACCAGAAAAAAAUUAUGAAUAGCAUUCAAACUUUACGUGCCCAGAUUGCAGGCACCCAAAUGUCUGAAGGUUUCCUUGUAUAG